Acytostelium subglobosum LB1 is the source of this 822-nucleotide messenger RNA. RefSeq lists its product as hypothetical. The record is from RefSeq and is a predicted model, not a curated record. The coding region runs from base 1 to 822 and encodes 273 amino acids. Lineage: Eukaryota; Evosea; Eumycetozoa; Acytosteliales; Acytosteliaceae. The transcript has a single exon.
AUGUUGGAUCCACUAUUGAUAUCAGGUCUAUACUCUUUUCAACAGUAUGCUACACGUAAGCGUGUAAACAAUACAUUCGAGAGAGGUCAUAUUCCAACUGCGGCAUCAACAUCAUCGUCAUCAACAUCAUCAUCAGCCAACUCCGAAGUUGGCAAUGUAAUACAAUCAAUAAUACAAAGAGUACAAUCAAAUGGAGGUGGAAGAGAGGGCAAGGCAUUCAUUGUAUGUGGAAUCGCAUCGGUCGACGUCAAGCUGUCACUCAACAACAUCAACAUCAACAUUGGCAAUUGCAAUGGCAAUGGCAAUUGCAAUGGCAAUGGCAAUGACAUGGAAUCAUCCAAGAAUGGAGGAGGCGUCGUGUAUAUAUCAUGUCCAGAUGAUAAGGACUUUGUACGAGAGUUAUCCAAUGUAUUUCAACUUGAACGACAUGACAAGUAUUCACAAAUUCUACUCAAGUAUAUGAGUGGUGAAGGUGAUGAUGAAGAAGACGAGGCCCACGAGGAUAAGGAUGGAGAUGAGGAGGCGGAUUCAAUCGAUGACGAUCAAUCAAAGUACUAUAAAGAGAUAAUGUCAAUGGUUAGUGAGGCCGCUCAGAGGUACACUGCUGGACAUGGACAUCCUCCAAUACUCAUCAUUGACAAUGUUAAUCACUUGGCUCAUCACUCCCCAUCAAUAUUCCGAGACCUCCAAGACUAUGCCAAGAUUCACGCCGACCUCAAUGACCUAAUAGUCGUAUUCACAACCAACGAUGCGACCCAUCAAUCAUUGUUCUCACUUCCAUUCACUCAUCGAUGCUCAAUCGAAUUGAUGACCAUUCAUUGA